CGUUCUCUUUUGGUAGAAUUUAGUAGUUUUUAACCUCCACAAGCAGUAGAUUCCUUAAAUGAAAUCUGGUCACACUGCUUGUAAUGGGCCUAAUGACACAUUGUCUUGGCUUCUGUUGACAAUCUUUAUUAUUUUAAAAAGGAUUUUCUACAUAUUGCAACAUAUUCUAAAACCCUAUUUAAAUGUGUUUGUAAAGCUGAAAAGGAAACAUGGAUUUUCAAAACCGUCCCGGUGGUAAAACUGGAGGAGGAGGUGUAGCAUCAUGGUCCGAAAGCAAUCGCGAUCGCCGCGAAAGAUUGCGGCAAUUGGCUUUAGAGACAAUAGAUUUAAAUAAAGAUCCGUAUUUUAUGAAAAAUCACUUAGGUUCAUAUGAGUGCAAAUUGUGUCUUACGCUCCAUAAUAAUGAAGGUAGUUACUUGGCUCACACUCAAGGAAAAAAGCAUCAGGCUAAUUUAGCUCGCAGAGCUGCCAAAGAAGCUAAAGAAGCCCCGCAGCAACUAGCUCCUGAAAAGCCAAGGAUUGAACCUAAGAAGUUUGUAAAGAUUGGUCGACCCGGUUAUAGAGUAACUAAGCAGAAAGAUCCAGAAAAUGGACAGCAAAGUUUACUGUUUCAAGUAGAUUAUCCUGAAAUUGCUGAAGGUGUACAACCUAGACACCGUUUCAUGUCAGCUUAUGAACAGAAAAUUGAGCCUCCAGAUCGUAGGUGGCAGUACCUUCUAUUUGCUGCUGAACCAUACGAGACAAUAGCAUUCAAAGUACCUAGUCGUGAGGUAGAAAAACAUGAUUCUAAAUUUUGGACUCACUGGAAUAAAGACACCAAACAGUUUUUCCUUCAAUUUGCAUUUAAAAUGGAACCAUUAAGAAUGCCGCCACCUCCACCAAAGAUGUGGGAGAACCAUGGCAUUAGGUUACCUCCGCCUCCUGGAGCUCCAAUGAUGGGAGUACCACCACCACCUCCCUUGUUACCUGUUCCCCCACCACCUCCAUCUAGUAAUAUUUAGUUGUGUGAAUAUUUUGAAAUGAAGAAAUACAUUUAUUUAAUUUUACGAGAGUAAA
This is a messenger RNA of Melitaea cinxia (Glanville fritillary), 1056 nucleotides long. It is a transcript of the gene Sf3a2, whose product is annotated as splicing factor 3A subunit 2. The coding region runs from base 210 to 1001 and encodes 263 amino acids. NCBI's taxonomy places the organism in Eukaryota, Metazoa, Arthropoda, Insecta, Lepidoptera, Nymphalidae. The transcript has 3 exons. Gene Ontology annotation, cellular component: nucleus; U2 snRNP; catalytic step 2 spliceosome. The record is from RefSeq and is a predicted model, not a curated record. Gene Ontology annotation, molecular function: nucleic acid binding; zinc ion binding. Gene Ontology annotation, biological process: spliceosomal complex assembly.